CCUAAUUUGCAGAAAUGAAAAAGUAAAUUUCAAUUUUUUGCAAAUUCUGCUCUUAAUUGUUCUAUUCAAAUAAUUUUAUAAUCAACACAAACGUUUUCCUACUCCCUCCAGAUAACAUGGACGCACCAAAAAAAAGAGUGUACAUCAGUCUUCCAAAGAAAUUCAUGUCUGCUUUGGGUGAAAACUAUGAACUGGAUCAUGGACUGGUGAUAAAAGGUCUGAACCCGUAUUUGAACGAAGGAUAUAUACAAGCUUACUUUAGAGAAUGGGGCACCGUCACAAGGUGUAAGAUUAGCAAGGGCUCCAACAAGGAGAAUACUAAGGCUGUGGCCUAUGUGAGGUUUUUUUUGGAGGAUGAAGCAGACAGAGCAGACUGGGCCGGUCCUCACUUUAUUGGAGGCAAUGAAGUGGGAGUGAGACGAGUUGUGAGUCCAAAGGUCGAGGAGGAUGAAUCAGAGGCGGAGAUCAUCGCAGCAGCAGCUUCAAAGCCGAGACCACGGCGAUCAAUGGGUCUGGGCUACAUACUGGAAGAUGCUCAGUGGUUAGAUGAUAAAAUGGAAGAAGAAGAAGAAUAAAAAAAAGAACGCAAUCUUUUUUUAUAUACCCAGAGCAGCCUAGAUAGCAUAGCACACUGUUUUCUCACCUGAUUAUGAAGCUCGGGUGUAAACUGCAGUGAUAUAGACCAUAUUAAUCUUAUUUUGCAUAAUAUUUUGAGUUGUUUGUCUACUGUGAAUUGGAAAUGGGGCAGAUGUGUCUGAGGGGCAGAGAGGUUGUCCUCGAACGAAAAAAAUGUCGAUGGUUCGAUCCUCAGUCUUCCCCACCUGCCUCCUGAAGUGUCCUUGGUGCAAAAUACUGAACCACUAAUGGCCCCUCAUAGAUGUUGAUGGUCUAUUUGUAAGUCACUUUGGAUAAAGCAUCUGAAAAUGUCAUCUAAUGUGAUAAAAUAAAGUUAUAGUCAUUAGUAGGGGUAAGAUAUAGAUUAUCAGCAAUAAUGUUGCCAUUGUUGGUGAAUUCAUGAUUUUUGAUACA
Molecule: messenger RNA, 1029 nt
Organism: Platichthys flesus (European flounder)
Lineage: Eukaryota; Metazoa; Chordata; Actinopteri; Pleuronectiformes; Pleuronectidae
Product: heterogeneous nuclear ribonucleoproteins A1 homolog
Exons: 4
Coding region: 117-575 (152 amino acids)
Molecular function (GO): RNA binding
Source: RefSeq, a predicted model, not a curated record